Molecule: messenger RNA, 1461 nt
Organism: Vicia villosa (hairy vetch)
Lineage: Eukaryota; Viridiplantae; Streptophyta; Magnoliopsida; Fabales; Fabaceae
Exons: 4
Coding region: 1-1461 (486 amino acids)
Source: RefSeq, a predicted model, not a curated record
AUGGCUAACAACGUGACCGCUACCAGAGAAGCUACAAGGCGUACUCACACUUACAGUUUCCAUCGCGAAGGCUUGAUUCAGUUGGGGCAAUUGGGUGGAUUGAUCACUGGUCAUAAUAAAACUGUGUUCACUCAGAAUUAUGGAAACAUCUUGACUCUUUUGGACUCACACGUCGACGAAUGGGAGAAACCUGAUUUGGACAACAUUGCCAACGCUCUUUAUUUGAGCAUAGAAGACGUUCUUGGGAAUUGGAAGAAGAAUGGUAACACUCAUGGUUUCUAUAUGAGUUUCUUGGUUGAGAAGGCCCAAGAGUUGGCCAACAAAAAGAUGUGGGAGGCUUUCAACGCCCUUCUGGCCGUUUUGAUCUAUGGGAUCGUGAUGUUCCCUAACAUUCACAAGUUCGUUGAUCUAGCCGCUAUAUGUCUUUUCGUGGAUAAGAAUCCGAUCCCUACUUUGCUAGCCGAUACGUACUAUUCCAUUCACUCUCGAUAUGGGAAAGGGGGAGCCAUAAGAAAUUGUUUGUCGUUGCUAUACACCUGGUUUAAGUCCCACCUACCUACAAGUGGUCCUUUCAUUACUUCUACUCAGAAAUGGCCUCAAAGGAUCAUGGGGCUUACCGGAAAUGACAUUGUCUGGUGUCCCACUGGAAUGGACGUGGAGAAAGUUAUAACUAGCUGUGGUACUUUUGACAACGUUCCUCUCAUAGGAACAAAAAGUGUUAUCAAUUAUAAUCCUAAGCUAGCGCUGCGUCAGUUGGGUUUCGCACUUGAAGACAAGCCUUUGGACAAAGAGAUAUUCGAAUCCGUUUGCUUUGAAAAGGGAACCGAUCCAAAGGGUCUAGAAAAGGUGAGGAGUGCCUGGGAUAGCAUCCAUACGAAUGAUCAGAUUUCUCUAGGUGAAAAGAAUGCCGUUGCCAAACAAGCCUACACAGAUUGGGUUGAAAAUAGAGUUAAAGAUCGCCUGUUGCCUUUCCCGAAGGUUAACCCAUUGUACGAGCAACCACCUAAGAUUCCAAUUGCCACUGUGCCUGCUGAGAAUCGUACCCAGGUAGAUAUGGAAAGCACCCAAUUGCACGAAAAGAAUUCAGAUGCGCAAUCGAAACAUUGUCUUGUGGACCAGAAAAAGGUUGAGUUGACACACGAAGCCAAAAUGCUGAAUGGAGGAUCUUCCAGAGUUCAGAAGAGGGCUAGAACGGAAAAAGGUUUUAAUUUGAAUGUGGUACAGGGGCUGAUCUGGUUUAAUGAAGCAUGGAGUGCACAUAACUUAAAGCUUGAAGACAAAGAGCUUGGCCUCUUCUCUUUUGAACUGAUGUCGCUGCAACUAAUAGCUGAAACUAGUUUUGAAGAGUUCAGCAUAUGGCUUUAUGAUGUUGGCAUUUUGGUGAAAAUGGAGGUUCUUUUGCAACAAGAAAGCAAUAUGGUCAUGGGUGAAGGAAACUUGAGGCAAUAUAGUCGGGAAUAG